Cannabis sativa is the source of this 390-nucleotide messenger RNA. RefSeq lists its product as uncharacterized. The record is from RefSeq and is a predicted model, not a curated record. Gene Ontology annotation, molecular function: DNA binding. The coding region runs from base 1 to 390 and encodes 129 amino acids. The transcript has a single exon. Lineage: Eukaryota; Viridiplantae; Streptophyta; Magnoliopsida; Rosales; Cannabaceae.
AUGGCUUCAACUGGUCACAAACCUAGAUCUCUUGAUGAGGAAGAAGAUCCUGGGAUUGAGCAUAUAAGCAAUGAAGAAACAGGUGCACAAGAUGCGAAUGAAAGUACAACACUAACAUCUACCACUUUUCCUACUACGGAUGAUGGGACUGAGGAAAAUGGAUUGAAGAGAAAGUCAAACCUUUCAUCAUGGGUUUGGGAACCGUUUACUAAGGUUUGUGAUACUAAAAAGAAUGAAAAAGCUAAAUGCAAUUAUUGUGGUGCUCAAUAUGCUUGUGGCAGUAAGAAAAAUGGGACUAGUAAUUUGGGUCAUCAUAUUAGAUUUCAAUGUAGAAGUAUGAGGGGACUUUGGCAGUUGACAAGAAGCAAAAAGCAAUAUGUUUUGAAAUGA